AUGUCCGCUACUGCCAGCGGCUCGAAAGCCACCCCAGAUGGCAACGCAAAUUCUCGCGACCACAAACAAGGAAACCAGGAGCGCAAAUAUACUAUUGAGCAGAAGACUGCUGUCAUCCGAGUGAGAAAAUGCGCCUCGACAGCGUUCUACGAGAUCUUGUCUUUGGAGAAGACCGCGAGCGACGCAGACAUAAAGAAGGCCUACAGAAAAUUAAGUCUACUUACUCACCCGGAUAAGAAUGGGUACGAGGGCGCAGAUGAAGCUUUUAAAAUGGUUUCCCGAGCCUUCCAGAUAUUAUCAGAUCCUGACAAGAAAUCUCGUUUCGAUCAGUUCGGUGGAGAUCCGGACAACAGAUUUUCUAACAGUGGGGCUGGCGCUGCUCCCUCGCCGUUCAGUGGUUUCGCAAGGUCUCCGGGAGGCCGAAACCCAAUGUUCGACGCUGAAAUAUCACCAGAAGAAUUAUUCAAUCAGUUUUUCGGAGGUGGCAUGGGAGGGGGCUUUACACCGUUUGGUGGUGGCAUGGGCGGUGGCCCCGGUUUCGUCUUCAACAUGGGCGGAGCACCAGGUAUAAGGGUUCAUCAAUUUGGCGGCAUGGGCCCAAGACGAAGGCCUCGAAAUGCGACCGGACAGGAAGAUACCCCUCCAUCCGGACUGGCUGCCCUCACACAGCUCCUACCAAUCCUACUUCUUUUCGUUCUACCUAUUCUGAGUUCAUUAUUUACCGGAGCUGCCUCGUCUGAACCAGACGUGCUGUUCAACCGCUCUCCUCCUAAUACCUUACGCCGAACGACGCCGAGAUUUCAAGUGAAUUAUUAUGUUGAUCCUCAAGCAGUCGAUGAUUACAGCGAAAGAAAAUUACGGCAGCUGGAUCAAAGGGCGGAAGUAAAUAGGGAAGGUGACAGCGAAGGUGGCAAGCUUGUCAUCGCAUAUGACUUGACAAUCAAGAUGGCAGAGCCAAGUUCUGAUGCGGACAAGAUCCGCAGUAAACGUUUGGCAAAGCUUUCACAAUUGCAGCCAACGCCCCGAAACAAUGACGCGUCCCAAGACUCCCAAGAGAACCCCAGCGAAGCUGUAGUUGCAGAGAACACUCCCUCAAGGACCCCAACAGAGACCCAACAAACCCGAAGACCCUCAGUCAAUAUCACCAAAAUGGCCCGACCUUCCUCACCCUCGAGACCAUCAUCCGCCUCACAAUCAGCACAAUCGCCGAGCGAUGAUGGGGGUCGCUUGCGCAUAACGCCAAAUCCUGCGAGUCACAUCACACCACAAAAGCGAGAUGUUGCCGGUACCCCAUCAUCUAUGCCAAGUUCCAGAGCAGGAGAGACCAUCGAGCAGUUUGAGGAUCGAACGUUACGCAACGUCUUUCGCUUGACCCUCGAUCAUAGCCAGACAAAAGACAUUCAUGGCCAGCAGUUAUAUUCUGUGGGUGGGCUGCGCCAGGAGCUCGAAGACGAGGGCAAGCCAAUCAUGCUGACAACAGAGACCCUGGAGCAAGCAAUUAUGGAGGCGGGAUCAAAGUCAGGCAAGACCACACCACUCGACUGGCUGAUUGGUAGCUUUAAAAGACUGUCAAGUAUCAUCAACAAGUUCUUGAAAGAAAGGAGUCCCGCAAACAAGAAAUGGGUCAUAGUGCAGGAGGCGCGUCGACUGUGUAUGAGUUGGUGUAUCUUCGCCAUUACGACACCAGAAGUUUUUGGCCUGGAAGUGGAUGGUCAGAAAGAGCUUGCAGAUCGUUUACUCCUUGACCCGGAAGACGAUAACGGGUUAUCGUAUGAUUUCCUGAGUGAGCUGUCGUCCCGCAUUGGUGACGACGAACCUCUCAAAGAAGUAUUUGUUGGGGCUGUCGAACACCUGAGCCGAAGACUAGCCAGGUUAUCGAUGGAUAGCGAGUACCGAUGUUAUACCUCACUCCUCAGGAAUCUAGUAAACUUCAAACCACUUGCGAUCGCAAUCACAGAAUCGUCCAUGUUCGUGGACGCAAGUAUUCCUGCGGCUGAGUUAGAGGUCAAGACACUGCUUGGACCUUAUUUUCAAAUCUCCCCUUUACAAGCGGAAGUCACCAAACAGUACUUCUCUAGUCCAAAAACCAUAGAUGAAGGUCGAGCUCGUGAAGCACAAAGAUCAUUACGUCUGACGUUGCAGACACAUCAGAACGUGAUAUUGGACAUCAUAAAUCAUUUGAUACGAGCAUCUGGGGAUGCAAGACAAAGGGUGCUGGAUUGGUUCGCACUUGUCGUCAACUCAAAUCACAAACGGCGGGCACUGAGAGUCGACAAAUCCACGGUUUCAUCAGACGGUUUCAUGAUCAAUGUGACUCUCUGUCUUGACCAGCUUUGUGAACCAUUUAUGGAUGCCACGUUCGCUAAAAUCGACCGAGUUCAAGUGGAGUACCUGCAGCGGCAUCCUCGUGUCGAUAUGAAGGACGAAACAAAGCUCAAUGCCGAUCAGGAAGCGUCUGACGCCUUUUAUGGUCGAACUGUGGAAGGUAAGAACCACUUCAUCAGUGAGAUCUUCUUCCUCACAGUGGCCGCUCACCAUUACGGGACUGAGGCAGCUCAUUCGAUGCUGCGAGAGCUUGAAAAAGAUCUCAAGCAUAUGCAAAAGCAGCUUGACCAAUUUGAAACCGAUCGCCACAAAUACGUUAAUAACCCGAUGCAACUGCGAAUGUUCGAGAGUGCGCUUAACAAGUACAAGGACCAGAUUGACAAAGGUUUAUCCUAUAAGCUUGCGUGUCAGGGCGUUCUUCUGGACGAGCUGGCCCAGACAAGAUCCAUGCAAUUUAUGCGCUACCUCAUCGUGUGGAUUUUACGACUGGUUUCGCCGACCGGCAAAUUUCCUGCUGAGAAAUUGGAAGUACCGUUGCCUAAGGAGAUUCCAGGAGCUUUCAGGUGUCUUCCAGAAUAUUUUUUAGACGUCGUUAGCAACAAUUUUCAAUUCAUCCUGAGCAAUAUGCCCCAAAUCAUCCCUUCAACGCAGAGCGACGAGCUGGUCAUGCUCUGUAUUACCUUUCUCCGCAGCUCUGAAUACAUCAAAAACCCAUACCUCAAAGCUGGUCUUAUCACCAUCUUGUUCAAGGGCACUUGGCAAUGGAGAGCAGGUGGUCAAGGUGUGCUGGCCGACAUCUAUAACUCUAUGCCCUUUGCUACAGAACAUCUCCUCCACGCUCUCAUGCAGUUCUUUAUUGAAGCGGAGUUCAUGGGCGGCCAUGGGCAAUUCUUCGAUAAGUUCAACGUUCGAUUUGAGAUUUUUCAAAUCAUCAAAUGCAUAUGGCCCAACGCCGUCUACCGAGACAAUCUCUACAAAGAAGCCAAACUCAAUAGUGAAUUCUUCAUCCGGUUCGUCAACCUACUACUCAACGACGUCACCUUUGUGCUUGACGAGUCCUUCACAUCCUUCCUCCAGAUUGCCGAACUCCAGAAAGAACUUGCCAAUGCCGGCGCCUCGCUCGACCAGGCUCAACGCCAAGAGAAGGAGGAGGCACUUGCCAGUGCGCAGGGAAAGGCCAAGUCAUACAUGUCACUUACGAAUGAAACCAUGGCCAUGCUGAAGCUCUUCACGGAAGCACUCAGCGACGCUUUCACGAUGCCAGAAGUCGUCCAGCGCCUUGCUGAUAUGCUGGAUUACAAUCUGGAUGCUAUGGCCGGGCCGAAACAAGGCAAACUGGCAGUUCAGAACAAGCAGGAAUAUGGCUUCGAUCCGCCUGCGUUACUCUCGGAGAUCAUGGACGUCUAUUUGAAUCUGAGCGAGAAACCCAACUUCAUCCUCGCUGUCGCUCGAGAUGGUCGAUCCUACAAACCCGACGUCUUCGCUAAUGCAGGAGUGAUUCUAAAACAUCACACUCCAAAGUCGCCAGAGGAGCUAAAGAAAUGGGAGAACCUGCAGAAGAAGUUCGCAGCGGCCAAAGCAGAGGAUGAAGCUGCUGAGCAGGACCUGGGUGAUAUUCCAGAUGAAUUCCUAGAUCCAUUGCUGUACACGAUAAUGAAUGAUCCCGUCAUUCUGCCGACUAGUCGGAUUGUCGUUGAUCGAAGUGCGAUCAGGAGUCACUUGUUGAGUGACCCGACUGAUCCGUUCAACCGCGUGCCAUUGAAGAUUGAGGACGUGAAGCCUGAUCUUGAAAUGAAGGCCAAGAUCGAAGCUUUCAAGCAGGAAAGGAUGGGGAAUAAGAGGAAGGAGUUUGUUGAGACAAUAGCAGGCCCAGAGAAGAUGGACUUGAGUCCAGGAUAA
Messenger RNA from Endocarpon pusillum Z07020, 4224 nucleotides. RefSeq lists its product as uncharacterized. NCBI's taxonomy places the organism in Eukaryota, Fungi, Ascomycota, Eurotiomycetes, Verrucariales, Verrucariaceae. The transcript has 6 exons. Gene Ontology annotation, molecular function: ubiquitin-ubiquitin ligase activity. Gene Ontology annotation, biological process: protein polyubiquitination. The coding region runs from base 1 to 4224 and encodes 1407 amino acids. Gene Ontology annotation, cellular component: ubiquitin ligase complex; cytoplasm; nucleus. The record is from RefSeq and is a predicted model, not a curated record.